GAGGCAGGUGGUGCUGAUUUCAACCCAGCAGCGUCAAGAUUGCGUCAAUUCGGGUUUCAGCCACGUCUGGAGUCUGGGAGACGAGCUUCUCAGAAGAGCCAAAACAGGAACCAGGGUGGCAAAUCACCGAGCGAGGGCGAGCGGACCUCCCCCUCCGCUCCCCACCCCCUGUUCCGGGCGCAGGUCUCCUGGGCUCGGCGCUGGGCUUUGCAGCACUCCGCCCGGCGAGCGCGGCUCCAGCCCGGGAGUUUUCCGAUCAGCACCUCGGACAGAGCACGCAGCAGAAAAAUGGCUCCGAUCGCCAGCAGCCGGGAAGAAUUUGAUGAAAUCCCCACAGUGGUGGGGAUCUUCAGUGCAUUUGGCCUGGUCUUCACAGUGUCUCUGUUUGCAUGGAUCUGCUGUCAGAGAAAAUCAUCCAAGUCUAACAAGACUCCUUCAUAUAAGUUUGUGCAUGUGUUGAAGGGUGUUGACAUUUACCCUGAAAACCUAAGUAGCAAAAAGAAAUUUGGAGCAGAUGACAAAAAUGAAGUUAAGAAUAAACCAGCUGUGUCCAAGAAUUCAUUGCAUCUCGACCUUGAGAAAAGAGAUCUCAAUGGCAAUUUUCCCAAAACAAACCUCAAAGUUGGCAGUCCCUCUAAUCUGGAGAAUGUGACCCCGAAGCUCUUUUCAGAAGGAGUAAAAGAUGCUAUUUCCCCCGAUAGCUUGAAGUCCAGUACUUCCCUUACUUCAGACGAAAAACAAGAGAAGUUGGGAACCCUCUUCUUUUCCUUAGAGUACAACUUUGAGAGGAAAGCAUUUGUGGUGAAUAUCAAGGAAGCCCGUGGCUUGCCAGCCAUGGAUGAGCAGUCAAUGACCUCUGACCCUUACAUCAAAAUGACAAUCCUCCCAGAGAAGAAGCAUAAAGUGAAAACCAGAGUUCUGAGAAAGACCUUGGAUCCAGCUUUUGAUGAGACUUUUACAUUCUAUGGGAUCCCCUACACCCAGAUCCAAGAGUUGGCCUUGCACUUCACAAUCUUGAGUUUUGACAGGUUUUCAAGAGAUGAUAUCAUUGGAGAAGUUCUUAUUCCUCUGGCAGGAAUUGAAUUAUCUGAUGGAAAAAUGUUAAUGAACAGAGAGAUUAUCAAGCGAAAUGUUAGGAAGUCCUCCGGACGGGGUGAGUUGCUGAUCUCACUUUGCUAUCAGUCCACCACAAACACUCUCACUGUUGUUGUUUUAAAAGCUCGACACCUGCCUAAAUCCGAUAUAUCUGGACUUUCAGAUCCAUAUGUGAAGGUGAACCUGUACCACGCCAAAAAGAGAAUCUCCAAAAAGAAGACUCAUGUGAAGAAAUGCACUCCCAAUGCGGUGUUCAAUGAACUCUUUGUCUUUGAUAUUCCUUGUGAGGGUCUUGAGGAGAUCAGUGUGGAGUUCCUGGUGUUGGAUUCUGAGAGGGGUUCCCGAAAUGAGGUGAUUGGACGCUUGGUCCUGGGAGCAGCAGCAGAAGGAAGUGGUGGGGAGCACUGGAAGGAGAUUUGUGACUACCCCAGGAGACAAAUUGCCAAGUGGCAUAUGCUCUGUGACGGUUAGCACUCUAGCCAUGAGUUGGAACUUAAUGAUUUUUACUAGACAAGGACCAAUUUUGUUUCUUUCUGAUAUGUGAGUGCAAGUUUGGGUUAGAAAGCUUAACUUUUUUUUUUGGUAAGAAAUUGAAUUAGCAGAUCAGAAAAAUAAUGAAAAAUGUUCAUCAUCAUCAUUUCCCCACUUAAAAGAGAUGAUGGCUAUAUUUUCAUAAAAUACUGUUUCCCCUUCAGGUUUGCAGUAAUUUAAUAAGAGCAUUUAUGCUUUUAUGAGUAGUCUAUUAGACUCUAAGCUACAGGUAUGGCUUAGGUAACGAUCCCACCGGAACGUGUCACUGGCAUUCAAUGUGACUAUUAGGAUUUAGUAAUGAAAGAAAGCCUUCCUUCUCUUGUGAAAAUCCAUUUUCUUCAGGUGGGGAAAUCAAUUUUUCGUUAAAUCCAAAGAUAUUAAAAAAAUUCUCUAGUUUUCAUUCUGUCAUGUGCAAAUGGUCGUUCUACAUUCAUAGGGAUAUAUGGUCAUUACUCUUUGGGUAUAUAUAUAUAUACAUAUAUAUAUAUAUAUAACUAUGAUAAGAGGAGUAAUUUAAGGCUGAUGCAAAAGGACUGUGAAUGAGCUAAAAAAUGGUUUUAUCAAAGGGCUGAAUUGAGAACACUAUGGAUGAAAUACAAUUUCUCUCCCCCUUAGUUUACAUGUGAGUCAAAAUGUUACCAAAUAUAAUCUCACAGGAAAACCAUGAUCUUGAAAUACUCACUGCCUGUCACAAGUGUGGCCUAAAAAAGCCCUAUUUACCUUUGUGAAGUUGUCAAAUUAGUUAGUGGGUAAAGAUAUAAACCUCAACUAGAAAUACAGUUAGAAGUGUUGUUUUCUUAUAGAAAAUAUGUAUAGCGUGGAAGUAUACAUUCAAGAAUACCCCUUGUACAAAGAAAGGGCAUGGCUAACUAAGACUAAAUUUAGCUGUUCUCCCCCGAGGAAGGAUUAAGCUACUAUUUUAGAAGAAGAAAAUAAGACUUUGAAGUUUCAACUCUUGCUAGAUAUAAAAUACUACUUUAACUAACAAAUGAAGAAAUAAGAUUAAAACGAUUUAUACAGCAGGCCUAAUAUAAUUUACAUAUGUUCACACAACAUAUAGUUAGGCUGUCAAAUUAGCACAACAAAGUAUGUGUUUCACUAUCUUUUCUAGGCUAAUUUGUCUUGAGCUGUUGUCUGUGAUGCAGUUUAUAGACUUGUGUCUUGUACUGUUUUCUAGUGCCAGGGCUCUGAAAUUCACUACAGACCUUUUAGAGUAAAGCAGUGCCCUAGAUUAUUUGGAAAGAAUUCUCUUGAGGUAAUGUCACUAUAUUUCAGUUUUUAGAGAAGUAUGAGUGAAACUCUGGUACAGUUGAAUUAUUAAAUAUGCAAGUUAGAAAUAAAGUCUACUGAAAAAAAUUUACAUUUUGAGUCAGGUUUUGUGUCAGUACUUUAGCCGUUUUUGAGAAUGUGUUUGAUAUCACAGUGUUUGUAAAUUCUAUGACAAUGCAUUUUCAAAACAACUUCUACAUGCUUUUUAUGACUAUGCCUAAUGUAAAGAAAAUGUUUUACAUUCUGUAUGUACAAAGAUUGAAAUGGACCUCUUUUUUGUGCUUUAAAAUGACUUUGAGAUUAUAAGGAUAAUAUUCCCCAGCCAUUGUCUUCAUUCUAUCACCGUGCCACCUCAUAGCAUUGGUCCACUCAACAUUUCGUGAAUGCAACACAAAAUGAAUUGUAGUAAGUGUGUGGUUUGGAAAUCCAAUGGCCUUCUUAUGUUCGUGUAUUUGGUAUCAUGGGCCAUGAAAUACAGUAUAUUUUGGAGCUCUGAAAACUCAUGAAGAGUCAAUGCUCAGUAUCCUUUGCUGCUAGCAACCAGAUAUAAAUGGUGGUACUAAUUCAAGCAUGGUUAUUGGAGGAGGGUGAUUUUUUUGUUUGAGUGGAACAAUAAACUCUACCACAAACACUUUUAAAAUCACAAAUAAUUUGUAAAUAGUUUUUUGUUCUAAAAAUUGAAACUGGGUGUGAAAAGUCCAAUAAAGCUACAUACAUCUGUUUUUAAGAAAUGAAGGAACUAGAAACGAAUUGAAACAUGCAGGCACAUGUGUGAUCCCAUCCUCUUCAAAAAUACUGUGCUGUUUUAUAAUGUAUUACAAUAUCAACGUGAAUAACUCGAAUUCUAUUAUAAAUCCUGCCUUGUAUUAAACAUGUAAAUUAAUUGUUUGUCUGACUAGCCAAUCUAACCCCCUCAUGGGGAGAUAUCCAUGUUGAAGAACUGUGUAACUCAGUAACUAACUUGUUCCAAUGUUGUGACCCAGUAGAAGUGAUUUGGGAGGAGGCAUGGCGUAUGAGAUGGUGUCUGUUCCCUUGUGCCAGCUCUGUAUGAUGUUUGUGAGACCAUGUUUGUAAGACAUGAAUAAAUUGCUGCUUUUGCCCAACC
This is a messenger RNA of Sorex araneus (European shrew), 4000 nucleotides long. It is a transcript of the gene SYT4, whose product is annotated as synaptotagmin 4. Gene Ontology annotation, cellular component: axon; membrane; synapse. The coding region runs from base 289 to 1566 and encodes 425 amino acids. The record is from RefSeq and is a predicted model, not a curated record. The transcript has 4 exons. Gene Ontology annotation, molecular function: calcium ion binding; SNARE binding; calcium-dependent phospholipid binding. NCBI's taxonomy places the organism in Eukaryota, Metazoa, Chordata, Mammalia, Eulipotyphla, Soricidae. Gene Ontology annotation, biological process: regulation of dopamine secretion; cellular response to calcium ion; vesicle fusion.